Molecule: messenger RNA, 3145 nt
Organism: Petromyzon marinus (sea lamprey)
Lineage: Eukaryota; Metazoa; Chordata; Hyperoartia; Petromyzontiformes; Petromyzontidae
Source: RefSeq, a predicted model, not a curated record
CAUCUCUCCCCCCACUCUCUCUCCAUCUCCCUCCCUCUCUCCCCAUCUCUGUCUGCAACAUGAAGCAAGUAUGUCUAACGCGCCGAACGAGAAUCUUCAAGAUGUCCGACACCGCUGGGAAGCAGCCAAGCAUCGUUACCAUAUUCGCGAUCUGGAACACGAUGAUGGGAACCUCCAUCCUGAGCAUGCCCUGGGCUUUGACACAGGCUGGGCUGACGCUGGGAGUCCUCAUGAUGAUCUCCAUGGGGUUCCUGGCCCUCUACAGCUGUUACCGCAUUCUCAACUCACCCAGUACAAUUGAGGGCCCCGUGGGCUGUGGCUUGGACUACCCCGAUGUCUGCCACCACUACUUCGGCCGUGCGGGUCGCGUCCUCUGCCUCGCCUUCUCCAUGACAGCGCUGGGCGGAGCCAUCAUCAUCUACUGGGUGCUCAUGAGCAACUUCCUAUACAACACGGGGGUUUUCCUUCACCAUAAGAUCCAUGGACUCAACGUCUCAACUGUCGAGGAGUUCAGAAAUCACUCCCUGCCAGUUCUAUGCCGGAGUCUCCACUCGAAGCCCAGCAUGGAGGUCAGAGACAUCACCAACAUCACCACCAGCACAGGCCCAGUGGCCGUGCUCGCCGUAGCGAACUCCGCGUGGAGCUUUGAGCGGCUCUGGAACCUCCGCGAGACGGUGCCUCUGUACCUCGUGGUGCUCAUCAUGCCCCUACUCAACUUUAAAUCAGCACUCUUCUUUACGAGAUUCAACAUCCUGGGCACACUGUCCGUACUGUACCUGGUUGUCUUGGUGACGGUGAAGGCGUCACAGUGGGGGGGCGUUCACCUCCGCACCACGUGGUUCAACAGCGAUGACGAAUACUUCAUACCCGAGUUUAACGUCAACUUCCCGGUGAUGAGUGGCGUCCUCACUCUCGCCUACUUCAUCCACAACUGCGUCAUCACGCUGCUCAAGAACAACCGGCACGCACACCACAAUGUUCGUGAUCUGGCCGUGGGAUACUUGCUGGUGGGGAGCACGUACCUCUAUGUAGGUAGUGUGGUGUUCAUCUGCUUCCCAUCACUACCACCACUGUCUAAGCGGUGUAUCGAACAGAACUUUCUGGACAAUCUUCCCAGCGAUGAUUUCAUGGCUGUGGCGGCGAGGAUUUUUUUGCUCUUCCAGCUCACGACGGUCUAUCCACUGUUGGCUUACAUGGUGCGGGUUCAGCUACUCACUCACUUCUUCGGUGACCCUUACCCCAGUCUGCUGCACGUGCUGGGGCUGAACGUGCUGCUGGUGCUGCUGGGGGUGCUCGUGGCGAGAUUCUACCCCAACAUCGGCUCCAUCAUUCGGUACUCAGGCGCUCUGUGCGGGCUGGUCUUCGUCUUCGUCUUCCCGUGCCUCAUCCACCUCAUCUCUCGCCGCCGUCUGGGCUCCCUCUCCGUGCCCUCGGCCGUCUUCCACCUCCUCGUCAUGGCGCUGGGCGUGGCCAACCUCGUCGCUCAGUUCCUCGUCUGAGCGGUGGGCCGCGGUGACGUCGCUUCCUGUGCGGUGGCAACGUCACUUCCUGUGCGGUGAUGGUGUCGCUUCCUGUGCGGUGGUGGUGACGUCACUUCCUGUGCGGUGGUGGUGCCACUUCCUGUGCGGUGGUGGUGACGUCACUUCCUGUGCGGUGGCGGUGACGUCGCUUCCUGUGCGGUGGUGGUGUCACUUCCUGCAAUAUCACAUGACGGUGAUGUCACUUCCUGUAUGAUGGUGAUGUCACUUCCUGGGAUAUCACACAACAUCGGCGAUGUCACUUCCUGCAAUACCACACAAUGGAAGGUAUGUCACUUCCUGUGACACAACACAACGGCGGUGAUGUCACUUCCUGUAAUGCCACACAAUGGAAGUGAUGUCACUUCCUGUGACACAACACAACGGCGAUGAUGUCACUUCCUGCAAUACCACACAUCUAUGGCGAUGUCACUUCCUGCGACACCACACAACGGCGGCGAUGUCACUUCCUGCGACACAACACAACGGCGGUGAUGUCACUUCCUGCGACACCACACAACGGUGGUGAUGUCACUUCCUGCGACACAACACAAUGGCGGUGAUGUCACUUCCUGUAAUACCACACAAUGGAAGUGAUGUCACUUCCUGCGACACAACACAACGGCGGCGAUGUCACUUCCUGCGACACCACACAACGGUGGUGAUGUCACUUCCUGCGACACAACACAACGGCGGCGAUGUCACUUCCUGUGACACAACACAACGGCGGCGAUGUCACUUCCUGUGACACAACACAACGGCGGUGAUGUCACUUCAUGCGACACAACACAACGGCGGUGAUGUCACUUCCUGCGACACAACACAACGGCGGUGAUGUCACUUCCUGCGACACAACACAACGGAAGUGAUGUCACUUCCUGCGACACAACACAACGGCGGCGAUGUCACUUCCUGCGACACAACACAACGGCGGCGAUGUCACUUCCUGCGACACAUCACAACGGCGGCGAUGUCACUUCCUGCGACACAACACAACGGCGGUGAUGUCACUUCCUGUAAUACCACACAAUGGAAGUGAUGUCACUUCCUGCGACACAACACAUCUAUGGCGAUGUCACUUCCUGCGACACAACACAACGGCGGUGAUGUCACUUCCUGCGACACAACACAACGGUGGGAAUGUCACUUCCUGUAAUACCACACAAUGGAAGUGAUGUCACUUCCUGCGACACAACACAACGGCGGUGAUGUCACUUCCUGCGACACAACACAACGGCGGUGAUGUCACUUCCUGCAAUACCACACAUCGAUGGUGAUGUCACUUCCUGUGACACAACACAACGGCCGUGAUGUCACUUCCUGCGACCCAACACAAUGAGCAUGACGCCACCGCCUGCCGACCCCCAAACAAUGGCGGUGACGUCACCUGCGAUGUCACUUCCUGCGACGCCACACAACGGCGGUGAUGUCACUUCCUGUUGCGCAAUAAUGGAUUUUUUUCCUCCCGGGGGGCUCGCCACGUGCGGUGGUCCGACAUGUCUCGUCACAGACACAAAGGCAAAGAUCCCCCGUGUAGCCUGUAACAGACUGUAGGGGCAAGUGCUGUUAGUAGCGAGUAGCAGCAGCAGCCUGUGAAAGCUACCGGCACUGUGGCUACACACAGACAG